UGAGUCACACAAAACUUAACAGUAGUGAAUUAGUGGCGAUAUUUCAAGGAAUGCAAAUGUGUGAAAGCAUAUGACACGUGCGCGUCCGGGGAGCUCGACUUGACAGGCCAUGCAUUAUCGCCCUUGCAGAGUACAUAAAGUUGACGCAUUCUCUAGAAAGCCUUGACCUAAGUGACUGCGAAUUGAACACUGAGAUGUGUACCCGACUUGUCACCGCCAUUUGCUAAAACAGGACCAUACAGAGACUGUUGCUGUUGGACAAGAUAUCGGAGUCCAAGCUCGCAUAUUCGUUGAAGGCGCUGUUUGACGCCAUGAAGCUUAAAUACAAGAAGCUACAUGACCACUGUAUCGAAGUCAGAAAACAGACGUACAAGGAAGGCGUGGUCACGACAAUAGAUGUUGAGGGAAUCACAGAAACAGCGUUGGUGAACCAGUACAAAGUCCGGCUGGGGCGUGUCUACCCCUUCCCCUGGACUGACGGAGUGUACGGUACCGCAAGAGACGUCUAUACACCGCUUGAAAUUGUGGAUAGCAAAAGAUAUCCUCAACCGAGUUUCUUCCGCCACCAUGGAAAGACGGGAAGGGCAACAGGAUAGUACUGGAGGGCGAAAGCGGAAGUGGAAAGUCCCUGUUGUGCUCAUGGCUGGCCUACAUGUGGGCGACCACGCCCAACUAUUUCCGGAACACCUACCAGCACGUGCUAUUGCUCAAUAUGGCAGAACUUGAGGGCAAUUUUGAGACCGCUGUGUACAGGAGUCUAUUUCCGGACAAUUUUAAGAUUAGCGUUAACGAAUUUUGGAACAUGUUGGAAAGGAAUGCCCAGAAUGUGUUACUUGUCAUUGACGAUUAUGAUCGGGAAUGUGAAUAGAUAUUAGUGCUAUUCUCAGUGGAACACGGUUGAAAAAGAGUACUGUGAUAUUGACUGCAAGACCCAAUACGAAAAUGCCCAUAGGAUUUGCACCAGACCGGAAGUGGUUCAACUUAGGAUUUAGCGAAAGCAAUAUCAAAAGGUGCUUUAGGAACUGUGUAUCUCUGUCACAACUCGAGCACGACUGAUUUGAGAAACUGUACUAUCUUGCAUCCCGCGAGUCAUGGCUACUGCGACCACAUCUAUCAAACCCGAUGCUAGCAGUGAUGGCUUUUGCUGUGUUUAGCAUCUUGAAGAAAGGCACUAUGCUCCGAGAUAUGAAAACGACCUGUGAUAUUCUGGAGAAAUACGGAGUUGCCAUGGCAACGCAAUACUGCCGGAAACAGCAAAUCGACAUAGUCGGGUUUGAAUUUCCGGACGAAGUUCUUAGUGCAAUAGACUUGUUGGAUCAUUUUGCGUUCAAUUGUCUGAUGUCGGGGCGGCCAAGUUUUAAAGAAGAAGAAGUCGUUCAGUCGACUGGGGAACCAAUGGUUCUACAGUUUGGGGGCUUUAGAAGGUUUCAGCCGGGAACCACCUUGCGGUUCGCUUGUGGUAUUUCCAUGGAUUUCCUCGCGGCCCGCCAUAUCGCCGACAUUCCAUAUGAAGAUAUUGAGACUGUCGUUAUGAAGAAUAAGAUGUUCAAGUUUGCGAAAUAUUCGCAGUUGAUGUCUUUCCUUUGUGGCCAAUACCGUGACGACCCUAUGUGACCAACUGGCAGCUCGCAACGAAUAUUGCAUCCGAGGCUUCUAUCUCCCGACCCCGACGUUGGAGUCACCGGCGUCCAUGACAAGUGAGCAGCGACCGAAGGUUCCCCGUGGCGUGCUGGAGGACUUUGUUACGAGUCUCCAGUGUCUGUCCGAGUAUCCAGCCCGCGAAGACGCCGUUCAGACUAUCGCACAAUCCCUUCCGCAGAGGCUCAUUAUCAGACCGGAACGCAUGAUCGCCCUGAAGACGCUGCAAGGCCUUUGUCUCUGUAUGGACCACCCUGAAUGCACCAUUCAGGAGCUUGAACUUGAACUACAUCAGUACCACCACUUCCAACUUCCGGUUUUCCUGCAGCUCGCCGCCUACACCGGAAAAUGCCGCAACAUCCGGUCAAUCAAAUUCACGUGGUCGUCCUUGGACCUUAUGGCGAAGUAUCUCGAAGUCGUCAUGGGAAGCUGCGACCAUAUUGAAACAUUGUAUAUAACUGAGGAUCUGAAGGUGAAAUUUAACCAUCCAGUGUCCGCUGCGAGUUGGGCCGCCUUGAAGUCCGCGUGCAGCAAUACGACGUCACUUCAAAAGUUGGCGUUCGUAAAUUGUCACGUGACAGCUGUUGUGAAUCACUUGCUUCAGCACAUUCCAACGUCAAUCGAGCAAAUCAACUUCACUGGGUGUGCCUUCAACGUCAUGUGUGCGGGGCAGGUCGCGAAUCAACUACAUGGGAAUACAGCCAUUAUGGCUCUUGAUCUGAGUCACACAAAACUUAACAGUAGUGAAUUCGUGGCGAUAUUUCAAGGAAUGCAAAUGUGUGAAAGCACGUCCGGGGAGCUCGACUUGACAGGCCAUGCAUUAUCGCCCUUGCAGAGUACAUAAAGUUGACGCAUUCUCUAGAAAGCCUUGACCUAAGUGACUGCGAAUUGAACACUGAGAUGUGUACCCGACUUGUCACCGCCAUUCGCCAAAACAGGACCAUACAGAGACUGGUGUUUAACAACGCCAAACUGACGGCCGAAGGACGGCGUGUGAUUUCGAAAACCAAAACGAAAUUAAAGCAGGUUUCUGUUGAAGGCCUUCUAAGCAUUUUAUAGGGACAUUAUUACGCAUUUAUUAGGGUUUGCUUUUGUAAGGAAAUGUUGCAUGGAUUUGGAACUUUAUAUUAGGAACUAAGUCUCAUUUAUAAGGUAUAAAGUAAACAUUUAUUAGAGACCCAAAUAAGCAUUUAAAAUUGACUGAAAAUACGCAUUUACAAGGGGCUGCAUUUGUUAUGGCUUAUUGCAGUAUUUGGGAACUUACGUAUUAGGAACUAUAUCAAAUUUAUAAAGUAUUAAGUAAGCAUUUAAUAUAAGAAAAACACAUAAGCAUGUAUUACGGACUUAAAUGUGCACUUUAAGUUAAUUAUAUAUAUAUAUAUAAUAUAACUAGUAUGCAUUUGGGACUUUUUAACGAAAUAAUCAUGAUUUGAUAAAAUCAUGAGAUCUGAAGUUAAAAUAAGCUUGUAAAAAGCGACAACAUUUUGAUAGCUUAAACACCACACGGAAUGCCCCGUUCUAUUUUUAGUUUUUUUUCUAAAUAAAGAUAUUUUAGAUCUUAGCAUUUUUUUUAUUAUAUGUACCUUUUUGAUACGUCAUACAUUUUGCGUCGCAUAGGUAUUAUUUUAAAUUGAUUACCUUAACAAAUAAAGUCUGCGAGGAAUCGAUUUAUUAUACAUGAUUGUAACCAUUAAUAGCUUUAAAACAAAAGUUUCACAGACUUCGAUGUUGAAAUUUCAUUUAUUUUUUAUUGUUUUUUUUUCUGAAAUUGAUAUUAACCUUUUUCAUUUACAAAAUCCUACCUAAUUGAGGACUUAUCUUAUUUCAUUUUAAUAGCGGAAGUAUUAGAUAAGACAUACAUUUAUUCUUGUGCAUUCAAUGACCCGUAAUCAUGUUCUCAUUUUCGGCUUCCUUU
Molecule: messenger RNA, 3553 nt
Organism: Mya arenaria
Lineage: Eukaryota; Metazoa; Mollusca; Bivalvia; Myida; Myidae
Exons: 7
Coding region: 1691-2482 (263 amino acids)
Source: RefSeq, a predicted model, not a curated record